Messenger RNA from Aspergillus welwitschiae, 1419 nucleotides. Its product is annotated as FAD-dependent oxidoreductase. The transcript has 3 exons. The record is from RefSeq and is a predicted model, not a curated record. NCBI's taxonomy places the organism in Eukaryota, Fungi, Ascomycota, Eurotiomycetes, Eurotiales, Aspergillaceae. Gene Ontology annotation, molecular function: FAD binding. The coding region runs from base 1 to 1419 and encodes 472 amino acids.
AUGUCCAAACCCAACUGUCAAAGGCCACUCCACGUUAUCAUUGUGGGUGCCUCGAUCGCUGGCCUCACUCUCGCCCACUGUUUGUCCAACACUGGAAUCAAAUUUACCCUUCUCGAAGCAAGAUCUGAUACAUAUCCCAAUGGUGCUGGGCUUGCCAUCCUUCCAAAUGGCGCCCGUAUUCUCCACCAGUUGGGACUGUAUCAAGAGAUGUUGGUCCAAGGUCAAUGCAUGGUAUCGCAUAGCACUUGGCUUGAAACCGGACACCUCCUGCGACGAGUUGAUGCGGGACGAAUUCGAUCUUUCAGACGAACUGAUUAUCCUGUCCUCGUUAUCUCCCGACGGGCACUCCUAGGCAUUCUAUAUACUCGCCUCCAGAGCAGUCGGCUGUUCUUCAAUCGACGAGUCGUCCGCAUAGUGUCAUCUGCGGAUAAUGUUACGGUUCAUAGCGCAGAUGGCAUGAGUGUUUCCGGUGAUCUGGUGGUUGGUGCGGACGGCGUUCAUAGCACCGUGCGUAAGCAGAUGUGGCAUCAUAUCAGUGAAGCCAAUGGUGCUAUUGCCAGCUCUGGCUGGUUAUCUGAAGUCCCCUUGACCAAUUCCUUCGCUGGUGUUUUCGGUGUCGCUCAGUCGAUUCCCAGGCUGAAUAGAGGAGACGUCCAUCGGACUUAUGGACAUGGCUGGUUAACAGUUAUUAUGGUGGGAGCGGACUCCAGAGUCUGCUGGUUUAUGUCGAUUGCGCGCACAAUGAUGCCAGUGUUGAACUCGCGCCAUACUUCCGACCGCGCCUGUGUAUCCAGGAUCGUUGAACCUUUUCUGGAGAAGCAUGUUACCAGCGACGUCACAUUUGGCGAAGUCUUCAAUCGCUCUGAAUCAUGCAUAUUGGCGUCACUGGAAGAGGGAUUUCAAAACAGAUGGUCCUGGGGCCGAUUUGUAGGGAUAGGGGAUGCGGUACACAAGAUGGCACCGAACAUAGCAGAAGGUGCCAAUUGCGCCAUUGAAUCCGCCGCAUCGCUUGCGAACCAUCUAGUUUCCUUCACCGGCGAAUCCCCUUCUUUGUACACGGAAGAACGACUCACUCCAAUGUUGAAGGCUUGGGAAGAUUCACGUAAGCGCAGAGCGAGGGGUCUUUUUCUCGUCUCAUGGUGUGCGGUCCGCAUAGAAACGACAACUAGCUGGGUGCUCAAGGUACAACAAGUGUUUCUUGCACAAUUUCAUGCAAUGGGAAUUGGCUUGCUCACUUCGAUCACCUCGCGUACGGCACGAGUAGACCAUCUUCCUUUACCACUGCCGCAAAAGAGCAGUACACAGCAAGUUCCGAAGAACAAAGAGCACGAAAGUGUAUGGAACUUUCAUGUGUUACUACUACCCCUAGCAGCGGCAACCAGCUUCAUGUUCUAUGCUUUGCAUGCCCUGGUGAUGUAG